AUGACCGCCGUAUCCAGCGACAUAGCAACGACUGCCAGCCCCAUACCGCGCCCUUCGUUCCAUGGAAAAGCCAGACGACCACUAAAUACAUACAAGGGCAAAACAACGACACCGGCGCCUCGUGCCCGUAUCCUUCCUACCAUUCAACACGAGCACCGCGAAAUUGAGUACCACACGCGCAAGAUCCUGAAAUCAUCAGACCCAGACGAACAAACCAGAUACCAGAACCUGUUCAUCUGGGAACUAGCACGGCACAUUAUCGGCGAGGAACUAGUCAUCUACCCUGCCCUCGCCAAACACGUAGACGACGGCCAAAGCAGAGCAGACAAGCGCCGCAUCGAGCAUCAAACCAUCAAACAGCAGCUCAAUGCAUGCCAGGGACUUCAGGUCACGGAUCCACGCUUUGCGCCGACUCUCGAAGCCUUGUUGGAUGACGUGGAGUAUCACUUCAAGCAGGAGGAGAGCAGCGACCUCCCGGCGUUAGAGGAUGAGCUAUCUCAGGCAGAUAGCGAGGCGCUAACGAGCUUGUUGGAUCGCACGAAGAUGUUUGUGCCUUCUAGAUCACAUCCUUUGGCGCCGAGUAAGCCGCCUUUUGAGACGGCUGUGGGGCUUUUGACUGCGCCCGUGGAUAUGGUUGCGGAUAUCUUUCGAAAGUGGCCGCAUCCUUGA
Messenger RNA from Penicillium cinerascens, 669 nucleotides. RefSeq names its product HHE domain protein. The transcript has a single exon. The record is from RefSeq and is a predicted model, not a curated record. Bases 1 to 669 code for a protein of 222 amino acids. NCBI's taxonomy places the organism in Eukaryota, Fungi, Ascomycota, Eurotiomycetes, Eurotiales, Aspergillaceae.